Molecule: messenger RNA, 1644 nt
Organism: Vigna umbellata (rice bean)
Lineage: Eukaryota; Viridiplantae; Streptophyta; Magnoliopsida; Fabales; Fabaceae
Product: cytochrome P450 81E8-like
Molecular function (GO): oxidoreductase activity, acting on paired donors, with incorporation or reduction of molecular oxygen; monooxygenase activity; iron ion binding
Source: RefSeq, a predicted model, not a curated record
CAAACAAGAAUCGGCCACACACCCUCUUAACUCAACACUAUCAAGCCACCUUCAACAACCAUGGUCACUCUUUUACACUUCUUUCUCACUUUCAUGGUUCUUCUCUUCUCUUGGAACUUCUUCUUCAAAACAAGAAGGUUCUGGAACCUUCCUCCUGGGCCCUUCUCCUUCCCCAUAAUCGGAAACCUCCACCAGAUGAGACAGCCGCUCCACCGCACCUUCCACGCCCUUUCUCAGAAACACGGCAAAGUCUUCUCUCUCUGGUUCGGUUCGCGCUUCGUCGUGAUCGUUUCGUCGCUCGAGGCAGCGCAGGAAUGCUUCACCAAAAACGACAUCGUCUUGGCGAAUCGGCCUCGCUUCCUCGCCGGCAAGUACAUAGGAUACAACAACACCACCGUGGCGGUGUCGCCCUACGGCGACCACUGGCGCAACCUCCGCCGCAUCAUGUCGCUCGAGGUUCUCUCAACGCACCGUUUGAACUGCUUCUUGGAAAUCCGAAGGGACGAGAUCAUGAGGCUCGUGCGAAAGCUCGCUCACGACUCGCGCAACGGCUUCGCCAAAGUGGAACUCAAAUCCAGCUUUUCGGAAAUGACUUUUAACACUAUAAUGAGGAUGGUGUCUGGGAAGAGAUAUUACGGUGAAGAUUGUGAUGUGAGUGAUGUGGAAGAAGCAAGGCAAUUUCGAGGGAUUAUUAAAGAGUUGGUGGCUGUGGGAGGGGCAAAUAAUCCUGGAGACUUCUUGGCUUUGCUGAGGUGGUUUCGUUUUGAUGAUUUGGAGAAGAAGCUGAAGAGAAUUAGUAAGAGAACCGAUGCCUUUUUACAAGGACUCAUCGAUGAAAAUCGUAACAGAAAACAAAGCGCCAAUACUAUGAUUGAUCAUCUUUUAACACAACAACAAUCACAACCCGAGUACUACACGGAUGAGAUCAUCAAAGGACUUGCCCUGGUUAUAAUAAUGGCAGGAACAGACACAUCAGCUGUAACUUUGGAAUGGGCAAUGAGUAAUUUAUUAAACCAUCCAGAGAUGCUAAAAAAGGCAAAAAGGGAAUUAGACACUCAUAUAGGUCAGAACCGUCUAGUAGAUGAAGUUGACAUUCCUAAACUUCCUUAUAUUCAAAACAUUGUUUAUGAGACACUUCGUCUGCAUCCUGCUGCUCCAAUGUUGGUACCCCAUUUCUCUUCCGAAGAUUGCACCAUUGGAGAUUACAAUCUUCCACAGAACACAAUUUUGUUAGUGAAUGCUUGGGCUAUUCACAGAGAUCCCAAUUUGUGGAAUGACCCAACACAUUUUAAGCCUGAAAGGUUUGAAAAUGAAAGUGAAGUUAACAAGUUGCUUCCUUUUGGGUUAGGGAGAAGGGCUUGUCCUGGAUCAAACUUAGCUCAACGCACAGUGAGCUUAACUUUGGCUUUGUUGAUUCAAUGUUUUGAGUGGAAACGAAGCAGUGAUGAAGAAAUUGAUCUGAUUGAAGGAAAAGGAAUCACUGUAGGAAGGAAGUUUCCCUUAGAAGCUAUGUGCCAAGUGUGGCAAUCAUCAGCAAUGAAGGAUAUUUUCUAGUUAAGAGCACUACAAUGUAGAAAUGUUCUUGAUAAAGUUAUGGAAAUAUGCAUUAUAAAAGAAAUUAAUAAUACUUUGUUUAAAAACAAA